Nicotiana tabacum (common tobacco) is the source of this 567-nucleotide messenger RNA. The record is from RefSeq and is a predicted model, not a curated record. Lineage: Eukaryota; Viridiplantae; Streptophyta; Magnoliopsida; Solanales; Solanaceae.
AUGUCUAGGUUUAUGCGUGCUAACUAUCCAGAGAGGAUAAUUUUCAUCUUGCUCUAUUUAUGCAUUGGAAUCAUAAUUAUGAAGUUAUUGUGUGGGCAGGAGUUUAGGUUAAGAGCAAUAGCACGGAAAGGAAUUGGCAGAGAUCAUGCGAAAUGGUCUCCUGCAGCGACUGUGACUUUGAUGUAUGAACCAGAGAUCUACAACAACAAUGACAGCAUUCAAGGAAACCAAGAGAACCAACAAAAUCAGGGAGAUCCACAGAAUAUUAACACUCAAGUUCCUAUUCCACGAGACUCUCCACGACAAUCUCGUGAGGGUACUCCUGAUGGGUCUCAAAUAAACGAGCAUGCUCAAUUUGAAAAUGCUGAAGCCGUUGAUGAAGCUUUGCAGAAAUUAAUUGCUGCUCACGUCAACAAAGUUGUUGAGGCACUUGUUAACCAAUUACCUGUUGCAACACCCACUACUACUCCAAAUAAUAAUACUUUGGAAAACCCUCGUUCCGGGCUUGUAACUCAGGCAGCGGUGGAACUCCCAAUGAAUCACAAGAGAGAGAACCAGGUAAUGUAA